Messenger RNA from Cyprinodon tularosa, 3353 nucleotides. It is a transcript of the gene zer1, whose product is annotated as zyg-11 related, cell cycle regulator. The record is from RefSeq and is a predicted model, not a curated record. NCBI's taxonomy places the organism in Eukaryota, Metazoa, Chordata, Actinopteri, Cyprinodontiformes, Cyprinodontidae. Gene Ontology annotation, cellular component: Cul2-RING ubiquitin ligase complex. The transcript is spliced from 16 exons. The coding region runs from base 199 to 2553 and encodes 784 amino acids. Gene Ontology annotation, molecular function: protein binding.
UAGCUGACUGACAGCUACAGGAAGUGGGAGCAGAGGAAGAGGAGGAGGAGGAGGAGUCUGUUUGUUGACAUCGGGACGAAAGCGAAAAUCAGAUGAGUGAGAACUGAAAACAUUUUAAUUUCAUCCGUCAUCAGGACACGAAGCUCAGGUCGCCUGCACUGCCCGUCUUUAAUCUGAGCCAGGGAAGAAGGGGCGAACAUGGCAGCCAAAGCAGGAGACGACCCGGACAGCCUCAUGACUCUGGCUACAGUCUUCUGCCUCAGGAAUCUAAGGAAGACCAUGUGCUACCAAGGAUCCAGGAACAAGCUCUGCAUGCGCUCCGACAUCUUCCUACCGAGCGAAAUCUGCGACAAACUCGUCAACACGUACAUGGAGUUGGUCCACUCUGACAGUAGCUUUGAACCAGAGGAGAGCUUCUUCCAGCUCUUCUCAGACCCUCGGAGCACCAGAGUGAGCCGAGUGCAGCUGAGAGGAAACUUUGUACGGGACAGAGACCUGGAGGCCAUACGGAAACAGGACCUGAUUGAGCUCCACCUCCCCUACUGUGACAGCCUGUCGUCUCGCAGCCUAAUGACGCUCACCAGCUUCCGUGAGACGCUGGUGUCUCUUUGUCUGUUUCGCUGUAAAAACAUCUUCUACAGGAAGGGCGGUCCCACGCUCGCCUGUCCCGAAGACUCCGAGGAUGAGGACGAAGACGGCCGUGCCUCUCGGCAGAACUUGGAAACAGACUUUAGCUUCCACGGAUUUAACCGCCUCAGGCUGCUCAACCUGGGCAGCCUGCCCGCCGAUGUGAAAGUGGAGAACCUUCUCAAACCCCUGAAGUCCAUUACCUCUUUGGAUCUGUCAGAAGUACACUUACAGGGAACAGCUUUUCUCACUCAGUGGAGGGACAGACUGGCCUCUCUUGUUCUCUACAAUGUGGACCUAUCAGAGGAACUGGUUGGAACAGUGUUGGAGCUGGUUAACCUCAGACACCUAGAUAUAUCCAGAGAGAGCAGAAGGAAUACCAAGUUUAAAAUGACCAAGGAGGUCCUGACCGUCAUCGUUAAGCGUCUGGUCAAUCUGGUGUCCUUGGACAUCUCGGGUCACAUCAUGCUGGACAACUGCACAGUGCCCCACUUCGAGGAAGCUUUGGGCCGUCCCAGCACUGAACCCUGUAAAAGCAGCCUCUACCCGUUCCAGGAGCUGAAGAGGCCGCUGCAGUUUCUGGGACUCUAUGAUACCACACUGUGCAACGUGACUCACAUCCCUGCUUAUAAGGUAACCGGAUCAAAGAAUGAAGAGCAGGUUCUGAACGCCAUAGAAGCCUACACAGAGUUUCGUCCGGAGCUCGCCCACAGAGCCAUCAACCAGCUGUUUGACAUCGCCCGGAUACAACACUGCAGCCAGCUGCUGCGAGCCCUGCAGCUGGUGAUCGCCGCUCUGAAGUGCCAUAAAUACGAUAAGAGCAUCCAGGUGACGGGCAGCGCCGCUCUCUUCUACCUUACCAACACGGAGUACCGCAGCGACCAGAGCGUGCGGUUACGCCGGGAGGUCAUCCAGGUGGUUUUGAACGGGAUGGAGCAGUACCAGGAGGUCACUGUCCAGAGAAACUGCUGCUUGACUUUGUGUAACUUCAGUAUCCCAGAGGAGCUGGAGUUCCAGUACAGCCGGGUCAACCAGCUGCUGCUGAAGAUCCUGGAGCCGGCCCGGCAGGACGAGUCCAUCCAGAGGAUCGCCGUUCACCUCUGCAACGCUUUGGUCUGCCAGGUGGACAACCACCACAAGGAGGCUGUGGGGAAGAUGGGCUUCGUCAAGACCAUGCUGAAUCUAAUCCAGAAGAAGCUGCAGGACAGAACUUGUGACCAGGUGAUGGAGUUCUCCUGGAGCGCGCUCUGGAACAUCACAGACGAGACACCAGACAACUGUCAGAUGUUCCUGAACUGCCGUGGGAUGAGUCUCUUCCUGGAGUGUCUGGGGGAGUUUCCAGAUAAGCAGGAGCUUCACCGUAACAUGUUGGGACUUCUGGGAAAUGUUGCAGAGGUGAAAUCUUUGAGGCCACAGCUGCUGACGCCACAGUUCAUCACUGUCUUCAGUUACCUGCUGGAGAGCAAAGCCGAUGGGAUCGAGGUGUCCUACAACGCAUGCGGAGUCCUGUCACACAUCAUGUUCGACGGUCCUGAAGUUUGGGCGAUGGAGGAGCCGAAAAGAGACGCCGUGAUGGACAGAAUGUGGAAAGCAAUCCAGAGCUGGGAUGUCAGCUCGCGGCGAAACAUCAACUACAGGUCAUUUGAGCCGAUCCUCCGCCUCCUUCCUCAGGGUAUCGCGCCUGUCAGUCAGCACUGGGCCACGUGGGCUCUUUACAACCUGGUUUCGGUUUACCCGAGCAAAUAUUGUCCGCUGCUAAUAAAGGAAGGUGGAGUUAGCCUUCUGGAGAAAGUCCUUGAACUGGAAAGUUCAAAACCAGAGACCAAGGAGAUGGCCAGGAAAGUCAUGGAGCAUUGUGAGAAAUUCAAGGACGACCCGAUGGAGACGAAUAACGGCCAGGAUGUAAACUACGGACAGAGAGGCUGACGGCACAGGAACCGCGACUCCCAGUUAACACGUUUGAAGCUAACCGACCGGAGGAGCCUCCUGCCGUUCGUCACCGACGGGGUUAAUCGUUUGCUUUCUUUCAAAUUUUUCCUCUUGUUUGGUAGAGCAGAAGGUUUUCUGGACUAAACCUGAAUGUGUGACGCAUGACAGGAGCUGCCUUGUUUAGUUGGGAGGGGGCUGCACAUCUCUUCAGCUGGGUUGGGGGACUGUUCUCUCUGUGUGUGUGUGUGCGUGUGUGUGUGCGUGCGUGUGCGGAGGACUUAGCAACACAGAUAUACAGUUCUCAGAUGGGACUAAGACGUCCCUCCUCUGUUAACGCCUCUGAACUGUGGAUCCGGCUGCAGCGGCGCCGGCGGCCCGGCGGUGGACUCGAUUGUUAUAUAUGUAAAUAUUCAGCGUGGGUCUCAUCCUUUUACUGUGUGGAUGUUUUAUAAUAAGGCUGUAAACACUCACGAUUUCACUCCGUAUUUAAAUCAAACCGAUCUGCUGUCAGAGCCGAGGACCAGGACCCACUGAGGUUCUGGAUCUGACCCAGAUGGCAUCUCUGAUCUCUGCUUUUCUUCUUACGGCGGAGAUAAAAACGCCUAAAAUCCAAGUAUUCAGGAGUCAGGAACCCAAACGGACCAACAGAAACGACAGUGAAGGCAACAGAAGAAAGUUCUCAUCAUGUGUUUUUAAUUUUUGUAUCAGUUUCUCGACCCAUAAACAAAAUAAAAACUUCUGAACCGGAACCGUGAGUUCAACCAAUCAGGAGAAGCUUCCUCUGCUGCGUCUGCAGC